AUGCCAGCAAUGUCUUUGCUCGAUUUACCAUCAGAAAUAAUUUUCUUAAUUUUCGAAUAUCUUCAUAAACAACAUAUAGUUUAUUCAUUCUUAGAAUUAAAUGAUGAUUUUGCAUUAACGGUGAAAUGUUUUAUUAGAAAACAAUUUGAUUUAACAAAAGUUAAUGAUGAUAUUAUUUUUCAAUACUGUUUAUCAACUGUUUUACCAUUAAUUGGAUCUAAUCUUCGUUACUUAUCAAUCGGUUAUCCAUAUUGUUUAUCAACAUAUAUUAAAUCAAUAGAAACUUAUUGUCCUAAUUUAGAUACAUUGACUAUUUAUUGUUGUUCUCAAAAAGAAGACAUUCGUCAUUAUGUCGCUCAUUUAAUACAUCAUGAACUUACAUCAUUACAUUUUAUUUUUAAUCAUAGAAUUAUUGGUCAACAAAUUAGUCUUCGUUUACUUGAUAAAUCCAGAAAUAAAGAAUUUCAAAAAAAUUCAAUUGCAUCAUCAUCACUUAUAUUACAUUUAUCAUCAAUGAAUGAUCUUAUUUUAUUAAAACGUUAUUCUGAAAGUGAUUAUCUUCCUAAUGGUUUAUAUAUGAUUGAAUGUAUGUUAAAUGGUGAAUGGUUAACAUAUAAUAAAGAUGAUUUAUGUAUAAUGUCAAAAAAAUUUCAUUAUGAAUGUAUUUUUUCUAUAAAACAAAUUGAUAAUGAUCAAUGUUGUCUUGAAUAUGAAUUAUAUCAUGAACACACACAACAUCGUUUAACAGUUUUAAAAUAUGAUGAAGAUGAAGAAUAUUGGAUAUCAUCAUCUAUUCUUUCAACACAUCGAGAAGAAUCAUUUUGUUUAUGUUCAACAUUUACUUUUGAAAAAAUUAAUAAUGAAAAUCAAUUUUAUAUUCGACCCUGUUAUUCAAAUGCUAAACAUUUACAAGUAUUAGGAAAGCGUAUUAUUGUAUCAGUUUGUAAUAAUGAUAGUAUAUUAAGUCAUCAUUUUAGAUUUCAUCAUAUUUCGUACGAAUAG
Molecule: messenger RNA, 1002 nt
Organism: Rotaria sp. Silwood1
Lineage: Eukaryota; Metazoa; Rotifera; Eurotatoria; Philodinida; Philodinidae
Source: the annotation of a GenBank genome assembly